Ictalurus punctatus (channel catfish) is the source of this 1749-nucleotide messenger RNA. It is a transcript of the gene cln5, whose product is annotated as CLN5 intracellular trafficking protein. The record is from RefSeq and is a predicted model, not a curated record. Gene Ontology annotation, biological process: lysosome organization. Lineage: Eukaryota; Metazoa; Chordata; Actinopteri; Siluriformes; Ictaluridae. Gene Ontology annotation, molecular function: hydrolase activity, acting on glycosyl bonds. The transcript has 4 exons. Bases 21 to 1073 code for a protein of 350 amino acids. Gene Ontology annotation, cellular component: lysosome; lysosomal membrane.
AAAACCACGUGACCGCAGUCAUGUGGCGAGAUAAGGAAGUGGUUCUGCCGCGGAAGACAAGUUUCUGCACAGUAAAGUCUAACAUGACUGUCAAGUGUUUUUAUUUUCUCUUUCUGAUCUGUUUGUUGGUUUUGAUCAGUUCUCAGAAUAUUAGUGGAAAGAGAGUUUGGCCUGUUCCUUACAGGCGAUUCGACCGUCGUCCUCCCACUGACCCUUACUGCCAGGCGCUUUACCCCUUUUGCCCGACUGGAGACCUGGAUGGUCGCAUCCCCUACAUGAGAGACGCCGAUGUAAUCUCUGUGUUUAGACUGCAAACUCCUGUUUGGGAAUUCAAAUAUGGAGAUCUUUUGGGGAAAUUUCAUAUAAUGCAUGAUGCCAUUGGAUUUGCCAGCUCAGAAACAGGAAGAAACUAUACCAUGGAAUGGUACGAGCUAUUCCAGCUUGGAAACUGCACUUUUCCCCAUGAAAGAGAGGGCAUAAUGGCUCCUUUUUGGUGCAAUCAGGGUGCGGCAUGCUUCUUUGAGGGAAUAGAUGAUGUGCACUGGAAACAGAAUGGAACUCUGGAGAAAGUGGGAGAGAUUUCUGGUUUGCAAUUUAAUAAUCUGGCACGGUGGGUUCAAGAGGACAAUGAGACGGGUAUUUAUUAUGAGACGUGGACUGUGCGGUCAGACCAAGGACCCAACUCAACCACAUGGUUCGACUCGUAUGACUGUUCACAGUUUGUACACCGCACAUACAGGAAAUUGGCAGAACUGGGAGCCAACCUCUCAAGCAAAACUCAGACAAAUUACACCAAAAUCUACCUGUACAGUGGUGAGCCUACCUACCUUGGGGAUGAUGGCAGCAUCUUUGAUCAACCCUCAAUGAAAACUCUGGCCACAGAUAUCAGAAAGUUUUACCGUUCUUUUCAGCCUCACCAGUCGAUGUUUCAGUUCAUCCUCAGCCUGAUGGAAGCUUAUAAAAAAGUAGUGCUUGAGAAGACUUUCUAUUUGUUCUACAACUUUGAGUACUGGCACUUGCCAAUGAAGCCACCCUACAUCCAAAUUAUUUAUGAAGAAGUUCCUCUGCCAUGAUGAGGAUGGCCUUGAGGUUUUUGUAUUUUUUUUACUUGUAGAUCUGAGCUAUGACGGCUUUGCACAUGAAAAAGUAAUUUGUUACUUGUGAUUAGUCAAUGAUUAAUGCCACAGGUUAAAGUUUUGCUGGAGGUGAAUAACAAUUAAGUCACGUGAACUCUCAUCAAUACCACAGCUCUGUUUAAGACUCAGUUCUUGGUGUUCAUUCAUUUUCUAUAAAAGCACAGCUCAGACAGAGGUUCUGGAUGCUAGGCAAAUCACAGAUUUAUAUUAAUGUGCUCAUUCUAAUAUGUUACUGUUUAUGCAGCAGCCAAUUAAACGGAGCCUUGUAUGGAGGACAUUCUGUGGAAACAGAACUUUAUUAUUUUUUUGAAUGACUGCAAGAGGAGAGGAUUAUUUACCAUUGGAAGGAGUCUCCAAUGUAAUUGCAUCAUUGCUUUAUAACAGUCAAGCAGUAGAAUUGUGACUAAAUUUUGUAACUCAGGAGAUAGGCUGCAUUUUUGUUGUCUUAAUAACUUAAAAAAAAAAAAAAAGGUUGGUGAGGGAAUAAGGGAAAUAAUAUUUUUUUAUAGUGGUUACGAUGUGAGUGAUAAAUUAACUUGUCACAGACAUUAAAUGUAAACACAAAACACAUGAAAAGUGUAAUUAUGUUCUUUAAUAAAAUAACUUAAUCCAA